GCCGGAGAACAAGAGACGAAACCACGCGAGCACACCGGCGUCCUCCUCAACAUCGCCGACAUCCCGGACGCCCGAGUCACGUCGCGGAGGUCUGGACCCAGAUCGGGAUCGGUGGGACCGGGUUGGGAACCGAGGGGAGGCGAGCACGGCGGCCGCAUCGUGGCUCUCUCACCGCGGGAAUGUCCGAGGGAUUCCACGGGCGAGGUUGAACUCCUGCUUUGCCCCGAAGAGGAUUCAAUGAAAAUGUCUGUGUGCGUCCACGAGAACCGGAAGUCCCGGGCCAGCACCGGCUCCAUGAACAUCUACCUCUUCCACAAGUCAUCGUAUGCCGACAGCGUCCUCAUGCACCUCAACUCCUUGCGGCAGCAGCGUCUCUUCACCGACGUGCUCCUCCACGCCGGCAGCCGCUCCUUCCCGUGCCACCGCGCCGUGCUGGCCGCCUGCAGCCGCUACUUCGAGGCCAUGUUCAGCGGCGGGCUGCGCGAGAGCCAGGCCAGCGAGGUGGACUUCCGCGACUCGGUCCACCCGGAGGUGCUGGAGCUGCUGCUGGACUACGCGUACACAUCACGGGUGGUUAUCAACGAGGAGAACGCAGAGUCGCUGCUGGAGGCCGGCGACAUGCUGGAGUUCCAGGACAUCCGUGAUGCCUGCGCAGAAUUCCUGGAGAGGAACCUUCACCCGUCCAACUGCCUGGGCAUGCUGCUGCUCUCCGACGCCCACCAUUGCACCAAGCUGUCAGAGCUCUCCUGGAGCAUGUGCCUCAGCAACUUCCCUGCCAUUUGCAAGACUGAAGACUUCCUCCAGCUGCCCAAAGACAUGGUGGUGCAGCUUUUGUCCCACGAGGAGCUGGAGACCGAGGAUGAGCGGCUGGUGUACGAGGCCGCCCUGAACUGGAUCAACUAUGACCUGGAGAGGCGCCACCGCGACCUCCCCCAGCUCCUCGGGACGGUCCGCCUGGCCCUACUGCCUGCCAUCUUUCUGAUGGAGAACGUCUCCACCGAGGAGCUGAUCAACACCCAGGCCGGGAGCAAGGAGCUGGUAGACGAGGCCAUCCGGUGUAAGCUGAGGAUCCUGCAGAACGACGGGGUGGUCAACAGCCGGUGCGCCAGGCCCCGGAAGACCAGCCACGCCCUCUUCCUACUCGGGGGCCAGACCUUCAUGUGUGACAAGUUGUACCUGGUGGACCAGAAGGCCAAGGAGAUCAUUCCCAAAACGGACAUUCCCAGCCCGAGGAAGGAAUUCAGCGCCUGCGCCAUCGGCUGCAAGGUGUACAUAACGGGGGGACGGGGAUCGGAGAACGGCGUUUCCAAAGACGUGUGGGUCUACGACACGGUCCACGAGGAAUGGUCCAAAGCGGCGCCCAUGCUCAUCGCCAGGUUCGGCCACGGCUCGGCCGAACUCAAGCACUGCCUGUACGUGGUCGGCGGUCACACGGCGGCGACCGGCUGCCUCCCCGCCUCGCCUUCGGUGUCGCUGAAACAAGUGGAGCAGUUCGACCCGGCGGCCAACAAGUGGACCAUGGUGGCGCCCCUGAGGGAGGGAGUGAGCAACGCGGCGGUGGUCAGCGUCAAGCUCAAGCUCUUCGCCUUCGGGGGGACCGGCGUCACCCACGACAAGCUGCCCAAGGUGCAGUGCUACGACCCCCAGGAGAACCGCUGGACCGUGCCGGCGUCGUGCCCGCAGCCGUGGCGCUACACAGCUGCCGCCGUCCUGGGCAACCAGAUCUUCGUCAUGGGCGGCGACACCGAGUUCUCGGCGUGCUCGGCGUACAAGUUCAGCAGCGAGAGCUACCAGUGGACUAAAGUGGGCGACGUGACGGCCAAGCGCAUGAGCUGCCAGGCGGUGGCCUCGGGGAACAAACUGUACGUGGUGGGCGGCUACUUUGGCACGCAGCGCUGCAAAACCUUAGACUGCUACGACCCCACGCUGGAUGCGUGGAACAGCAUCACCACAGUGCCGUAUUCCCUCAUCCCCACCGCCUUCGUCAGCACCUGGAAGCAUCUGCCCGCCUGAAGACCUCCACUGGCCUCAUUCUGUCAGGUACGUCCGGAGCUGGCAAAGGUUCUCACACUUAAGAAUACUAGAAAACCUCUUUAAUUAACUUUGCAGUGUGCUUUUACCAAAAAAGGGAGGAGGGGGAGGGGGAGGGGGGGCUUGCCAUGAAUCAGUCUUAAAAUGUAGCUAUCAACGUCAAUCAAUGAAUUCUCUUCAAUAAAAUCAGUGAAAACUAAGUACCAAUGAACACAAUAUCAGUUGCAGGAUUAGGAACUACACUAAAGCAUGCAGCAUCUUUUUCUACGCACAAAGAAAACUUCUUUCUUGUGCUUGUCAAGGGAGCUAAUCUAAGAUGGAAGACAUCAGAUCCGUUUCUUCUUUCUGUAGCUUUGGACCAUCAUAAUCUUGGUCUUGAGCUUCAGGUCUGUCUUGGACACGACCCGUCUUGACAUUCAGGUCUUUUAGUUUCCCUGCUUUGUGUCCGGAAGCUCCUCUUUCCAAAGUCUAGAACUAGAUUCUCCUUCUGAGCCCUCGAGCCCAAUUUUAUGUGACGUAGCCUUAAAAGGUUUGCUAAUGAAGCUUUCUGACGCGCGGCUUUACUGAUUAUUCAGAUGAAUUUCACCUACAUGACCAAAAGCCACACAGUGGUGUCCAGUGGGAAGUUUGAAAACGUGAGCCCUCGACAGCAGUUCCACCGAUGGGCAGAAAACUGUGUCGACGUCUAUUAUAACAGGACGCGCCAAAACGCCUCAAGGACCCAUGCCUGAAAUUGACCAAGAAAUUAGCCAUUUUGGUUUGAAGCAGCUAUUUCGUGUGAAUUCCGGGACUCAUACAUUUUAUUCUUGCAGUGCUUUGGAUUUGAAGUCGAUCGUGUGCGGAACGCAGGCACUUAAGAACUCUUGAACGCUGGCUUCUUCCCCUCUAAUUGUGCUUCUGCCCCCUUGUGUACGGGAAUGCGGUGAGAAAACCCAAAAGAUGUGCGGUGGGAUACCAUGUGGUACCGCCACGCAUUACUGGAAUUCUUUGCGUGGGAAUUAGAGCGGAGUAUUGUGGGAAUAUUGAGCAUGUCGAUCCUCAAGACCUUUGAAUUCGGGCCGGCUCUUUUAUUUAAUUCUUGGGACUCUUUUUCCAGGUUCUUUGGACGCAUAAAGGAAUGUCGGAGUGGCUCUCAA
This is a messenger RNA of Phycodurus eques (leafy seadragon), 3167 nucleotides long. It is a transcript of the gene enc1, whose product is annotated as ectodermal-neural cortex 1. The transcript is spliced from 2 exons. NCBI's taxonomy places the organism in Eukaryota, Metazoa, Chordata, Actinopteri, Syngnathiformes, Syngnathidae. The record is from RefSeq and is a predicted model, not a curated record. The coding region runs from base 238 to 2013 and encodes 591 amino acids. Gene Ontology annotation, molecular function: protein binding.